Messenger RNA from Ichthyophthirius multifiliis, 1840 nucleotides. RefSeq lists its product as hypothetical. The annotation marks the transcript as partial. NCBI's taxonomy places the organism in Eukaryota, Ciliophora, Oligohymenophorea, Hymenostomatida. The record is from RefSeq and is a predicted model, not a curated record. The transcript has 7 exons.
AUUCUAAAAAGAAACAAAUUAUUAAGAUAUAGUAGAUCGAAGUGACGAUAAGUACAAAUUAGAAUCUUUAAUAUAAGAAAAGAUGGAAUAAAAUUCCUAAUUAUUUUCUUUAGAUUAUAUAAAAUAGCGUUUAAAUGAAAAAUUAUAAUAAAAUCAAGAAACAAAACAAAAAGUAUCCCAAAAUAACACAAAGCCACCUUCUACAUUUGCUUAAAUUAUGAUUUCUCAUAAUAAAUAAACAACAACAGAUCGUGAAUAAAAUUAAAAAUAAAAAAAGAAUCAAUAAUUUAUUUAAGAAUAAUUCAAUAUAUUAUCAGAAAGCGAUAACUUUGUAGAAGACAAGAAUAUAUAAUAGCAAGAUUAUUUUUAUACAAGAAAAAGAAGUACAAGCCAUAAUUAAAAAAAAACAGAGUAAGAAUAUAUAUAAUCUUAAUAGUAUCCAUUUAAGCCUUAAAUAAACGAUCUCCCUUAACAAAUAUAUGGCGAAAGUGAAAAUAUAAAUAUUUCUAAACAGGAAUAAUGGGAGAGACUUUUAAAAGAUAAAAUAAAUGCUAUUACAGAACGCGAUAAUCAAAAGAUUAUUUAUCAAAAAUAAGAAAUAGAAUAAAAUUGUACAUUUAAACCUUAAAUAAAUGAAAUAUCCAAACAUAUAAUGGCUGAUAAACCAUCAGAUAUGCCAAUUUAAGAGCGUUUGUAUAAAGAAGCAGAAAAAAUAUAAUAAUAAAAAGAAGAACUAAAACGAAAACAUGAAAAUAGUUAAAUUUACACAUUCAAACCUGAUAUAUAAUAAAGUAUUUCAAAUUUAAAAGGUGAACUUGCCUUUACAAAGCCUCUAUAUUAAAGACUUUAGUAAGUUAUGUAAGAAAAAUAAGAAAAUUUAUUAGAAUUAUAAAUAAAAAAUUAAAAUGAUAAUUAAUACACAUUUAAACCUGAAUUAAAUUAAAAAACUUACUAAAUUGCUAAAGAAAAAUUACAAGGAAAAAAUGUUGUAUAAAGACUUUUAAUAGAUGCAAUUGACAAAGAAAACAGAAAAUCGAAAAUAAUAGAAGAAAGUUAACUUUCUAUAAAUAAACUUUGUACAUUUUAACCAUAAAUAAAUCCUUCUAAUAGAUCUGAUUAUUAAGAAGAUGAAAAUCAAUCAAAAAGAUAGCAAGAGUUUGUUUAAAGAUAAUAUUUAAUGGCAGAUUAUUUAAAGGAAAAAUUAGAAGAAAAAAUAAAAUAAAUUGAUAAAGAUAGCGAAUAUAAAUUUAAACCUUAAAUAAAUCCAAUAAGUAAUUAUUUAAUUAAUGCAGAUGAAGAAAGAGCGCGUGAAACAACAGAUGAUAAAAUAAAAAGAUUAUAUGAAUAAGAAGGAAAAGUUCACUUGAUUCUUUAGCUUUUAAUAAAGACAAUACAAAGAAAUUAAAAAAAAAGGAAAGAAUUAGAAUAUGAGGAAAUGAAAGAAUGCACAUUUAAUCCGAUAACAAAAGAGUUCGAAAAUGGAGAUUAUAAGGAAAAACUAAAUGAAGUUAAAGGAGUAGAUAGAUUUUUAUUAUAAAAAGAGCUAUAAAAAAAUAAAGAAGAAUAAAAGAAAAAAAGGGAAGAUGAAGUUUUUACCCUUAAAAGCUAUAGUUAAUAUCGAUAAUAAAAUAAAACUAUUUUUCAGCCAUUUAAGUUAUCGAAAGGUAAUGGCCCAAACAAAAAUAAAUUAAGAGAAGAAAUAAUGAAAGAAUGUCUUGAAUAAUGCACUUUUUAACCUUAGACAAACGAAGCUAAGAACCGAGAAGCAAUAUAAAGAAUUUUAGAUAGAAUGGAAAAAUAGAAUUAAUUUAUUAAUGAAGAUGAUAAUGGGAUUGAAUGA